Exophiala viscosa is the source of this 624-nucleotide messenger RNA. RefSeq lists its product as uncharacterized. The transcript has a single exon. The coding region runs from base 156 to 479 and encodes 107 amino acids. NCBI's taxonomy places the organism in Eukaryota, Fungi, Ascomycota, Eurotiomycetes, Chaetothyriales, Herpotrichiellaceae. The record is from RefSeq and is a predicted model, not a curated record.
UUGUUGCGUAUCUUUUGGGAGCGGUUUGCGGGGGACAUUCUGCGGCUUCUUGAGAGAUCAGAUUUGAUAAGUCAUGUCCGUGCGAGUCAGUCAUGCCGAAAUUCUUUUCGGGAUCAACAUGAUACUCAUCACCUUUCGGAAGUGAUCUGCUGCUUAUGGUCUCUUUUCUAUUGACUUCGUCAGCAACGGCGAUCGUUUCGUUGGAUCAAUAUGUGUCGACUUUCCUAGAUUCUCCAAGAAAUAUUGUCUUCGUGGAAUUCCCCACCGAGUGGCACAUUUCGGUCACUUCCAUAUCUGAGUGGAUGUUCAUAUUCUUUAUCUGGGGCGCCGGCAAUGGUGGUAUACGCAACGUCAUUGAUAUGUUUUCAUCGCUUUAUCGCUUGGAAUCUGAGCUUAUCAUGAUUUGGUAUCGUUGUGAGGAGGGGAACGGAGUGCGCGGACUUCGAGCUUUCUGGGACGCUUGUGUCUGUUGCUUGUGAAGCAUAUUGCUGACUCCAGCUCUUGCCAAUGUGGGACGUUUGUGUCUGUUGCUUGUGAAGCAUAUUGCUGACUUCAGCUCGGAAUCAACGUAAAGGCCUUGGAAAAACAUUCUGUAACGCCACUGACCUCACAACUCGCCUUUCA